Messenger RNA from Suillus paluster, 3749 nucleotides. Its product is annotated as NADH-dependent glutamate dehydrogenase. The transcript has 18 exons. Lineage: Eukaryota; Fungi; Basidiomycota; Agaricomycetes; Boletales; Suillaceae. Gene Ontology annotation, molecular function: L-glutamate dehydrogenase (NAD+) activity. The record is from RefSeq and is a predicted model, not a curated record. Gene Ontology annotation, cellular component: mitochondrion. The coding region runs from base 220 to 3369 and encodes 1049 amino acids.
UCGGAUUAACCUUGUUGCCAGUACAAGAUCCGUUCGAAUGAGUGCUCAAAAGAUGAGUUAACAUGGUCCGUAUAUAAAUCUGUAUAAAUACGCUGAUUGAAUCUUACCACCAAAAAAACAUUGUUGUCCCCCGAUUCACUGCAUCCAUCGAUCUUGGUUGAUAAUUAGACGCGACUUACCUAUAGAUUUUCUAUAGACAUCUAUAAUCAUUGCUAGACGAUGUCCUCGACGCCGUCCCAGCCUCGUCCCAGUCUAGGUGUUCUCCUUGACCCAAACAUGACUCACCUCAACAGUCAGUCCGCCGUAAGCUCGAGGACCAGUAGCGAGGCAUCCUUGCAACGCAUCAAGAACCUGCCUGGUUAUACUACCCCAGUCUUCAAAGGCAAGGAAGAGCAACGUGCCAAAGUGCAAGCCGAUGUCGCUGCCAAGGGAUUUGUCCCUCACGAGCUUGUUGCGAACGAGGUCAACUGGUUCUACUCUCAACUCGGCAUCGAUGACACCUACUUUCAAAAUGAAUCACCCUCUGUUAUAUCAGAUCACAUCAUCGCACUCUUUGGUGCCAAGGUGCUCGCUUACACCAAGCAUGACCUCAAUAAGCUUGUCAUCGACCUCGAGAAGAUCGACGAGAAAGGAAAUGGUGCCACUUUCAUUCACACAAGUUUACCGGGCCUCACUUCUACCGAGGGGCCCGGCGCGACUUGUGAAUCGAGAAUCGACGCUUUAUACCUCGAUAAUUCAACUCCAUCGAACUGUUACCGCCUUGAGACUUUCCGAUCCACUGGAUCUAUAUCAGCAACAGCGUCUCAACAGCUGCGUUGUUACUUCGUUACCAAGUGCAACUUUCCUGCUCCACCUCCCUCAACUCGGACUGAUGGACGUACCGAUAUCCGUACGGUCUCUGACACUGCUUUCCUUGAGAAAGCGAGCCCGCAUACUCUUGAAGUGUACCAGAAAAUAAUCUGGCAGGUCGAGAGCCGCUAUGGUCCUGUCAUGGAAGUAUUCGAAGUUGAAGGUACUCGCGAGAGGCGUCUUGUCAUAGGAUACAAGAUGGGCGGUACUUCUCGAUUCUUUAGCGCACUCUCGAACCUCUAUCACUUUUACCAGCUGUACUCGGCCCGAAAGUAUGUAGAGCAGUUCUCCAACGGGAUCACGAUCAUCUCUCUAUACCUGAACCCGAUGCCCGGCUCCACGGCUGCCCCGAUCGAGCACUCUAUCUUCCAGGUGAUGAAAGAGGCAUCUCUGCUGUACUGUCUUCCCGACAACCCCUUUUUCCUCGAUUCUGUCAACUCUGGGCAUGCUGUGCAAGAGGCGACCUAUGCUUAUUGUGGUUGGGUUUUCGCUCAACACUUCUGCAAUCGCUUGGGUCCUGCAUACCUCCACCUCAAGAAUAUCUUGGACGAAUCGAACCCCGCACAUGCUGAGGUGCUCAAUGAUAUCAAAAGACGUUUCAGAGAGGAAACUUUUACGCGGGAGAGCAUUGCUCAAGUCAUCCACGCACAUUCAGAAAUCAUUCACCUUCUCUAUGUCAACUUCGCCAUGGUACAUUAUCCCGCUGCGGACGAGGCAUCGCAGCUCGGUCCUACUCUCUCCUACCAGCGUCUUCAAACCACGCAGCCCCUGACGGACUCUGAGUUGUAUGAUAAAAUCAGACGUACAGUGUUGAACAAGCAAGAUCUGCAAGUUCUCGAGAGCUUCCUCAUUUUCAACAAGCAUAUUUUGAAGACGAACUUCUACCAACCGACCAAGGUCGCACUGUCCUUCCGCCUCGCACCUGAAUUUUUGCCCGAGGUUGAAUAUCCAAACAAGCCCUUCGGAAUGUUUAUCAUCAUCGGGAAUGAAUUCCGUGGGUUCCACAUCCGUUUCAGAGAUGUUGCCCGAGGCGGUAUUCGUAUCGUCAUGUCGAGGAACAAGGAGAACUACUCGAUCAACCAGAGGAUGUUGUUCGACGAGAACUACGGAUUAGCUGCCACGCAAUCUUUGAAGAACAAGGACAUUCCCGAAGGAGGCGCGAAGGGUACCAUUUUACCUUCUCUUGGAGCACCGCCCAGACGCUGCUUCGAGAAGUACGUUGAUGCUGUCAUUGACCUGCUUAUUCCCGGCCAAAGCCCAGGAAUCAAGGAACGUCUGAUUGACCUAUACGGCAAACCAGAGUUGCUGUUCUUUGGCCCUGAUGAGGGUACAGCAGAUAUGAUGGAUUGGGCAGCGUUGCACGCUCGCGAUCGUGGUGCUGAGACAUGGUGGAAGUCAUUCACUACCGGCAAGAGUGCUCAGCUUCUGGGCGGUAUUCCCCAUGAUACAUAUGGAAUGACGUCGCUAUCCAUUCGCCAAUAUGUACUCGGCAUUUACAAGCAGCUUGGACUGAGGGAGAAGGACAUCACCAAAGUUCAGACUGGUGGUCCUGACGGAGAUCUUGGUUCAAAUGAGAUACUCUUGAGUUCUGACAAGACCAUUGCCAUCAUCGAUGGUAGCGGUGUUCUUGCCGACCCUGCAGGUAUCAAUAGGGAGGAGCUCAUCCGCCUCGCUAAACAUCGUUUGACCGUCGCUCACUUCGACAAGACCAAGUUGAGCAAGGAUGGGUACAUCGUUAAGGUCGAGGAACAGGAUAUCAAGCUACCCUCCGGAGAAAUCGUUUUGGACGGUACCGAUUUCAGGAAUGGUGCUCACCUCCGUUUCAAGGCAGAUCUGUUCGUGCCCUGUGGUGGACGACCUGAAGCUGUGAACGUCUCGAAUGUUGCUGCUUUGUCGGAUACGGAAGGCAAACCCCACUUCAAGUACAUCGUCGAGGGUGCGAAUUUGUUCUUCACUCAGCAGGCGCGGUUGCACUUGGAGAAACGCAAGGUUGUCUUGUUCAAGGACUCCAGCGCGAACAAGGGUGGUGUUACCAGCUCUUCGCUUGAAGUCCUCGUUGGCCUCGCCCUCUCGACCCAGGAAUACCUUGACCUCAUGAUCUUCAAGGACGGCAAGCCGUCAGACUUUUAUGAAAAAUACGUCAAAGAGAUUCAAGCCAAAAUUUCUGAGAACGCCGCAGCAGAGUUCCACUGCAUUUGGCGGGAGCACGCCCGCCUUCAAGGCGCUAAGCCCCGGACGCAGAUCUCGGACGAGCUCUCCAUGAAGCUCAAUAACUUGCAGGCUGAGCUUGAACUCUCUGAUUUGUUUGACGAUGUACCUAGCCGCAGGGGCGUCAUGAAACGCGCUAUACCCACCACUCUUGUAGACCAGGUCGGUCUCGACACCCUGCUGGAGAGGCUUCCCGAAACAUACCAGCGUGCUUUGUUCUCGAGCUGGGUUGCUUCGCAUUACAUCUACAAAUACGGCGUUAAUAGCUCCAGUGUAGACUUUUUCCAUUUUGCUCGGGAUCUCGCACGGUAAUGAUUGUUUCGGGACUUUGGGGUCACUACGUACUGUACAUAAGGAGACAACGAUAAUGGAUCCUAUACCAGAUCGGGAUCGAUAAGAAAGCCUUCUCUUGCCUAGUAGCGUUUUCAAUACGAUGGAUUAUAAUAUUGUACCCAAUGGGACGAGACGUUGUAUAUAUAUUUCUGGACGAUGCCACGUAGACUCCACCUUUGUUACUUUGCUAUCUUAAAAAGGUCUACAGGUCAGAAAAUCGAUUGAUCAUCCAAUUGGAGACAACUGUAAUUGCUACAGAGCGCCCGGGGAACAUUGAAUUUUCUCCGAUAAGUCCUUCUCCAUAUCGAUAUCCUCUUGUUGGACGAUGGCAUCACAGAUCUACCCGCGAUAAGUAACCU